Dibothriocephalus latus is the source of this 207-nucleotide messenger RNA. The record is from the annotation of a GenBank genome assembly. NCBI's taxonomy places the organism in Eukaryota, Metazoa, Platyhelminthes, Cestoda, Diphyllobothriidea, Diphyllobothriidae.
AAGCAACAGCCCAAAAAGCAGCCCGAGGUGGACACCGUCAUGGAUGCCGCUGUGGACGCCAAGGUCCAGAAGCCGAAGGCGGCGGUGCCGUUGCAGGAGCAGCAGGCCAUAUCUGUUGAGCAGACCGGUGAUGUGUCUAGCGCUGCUGCUAAGAAGACCAUUACGCCUGAACAGGACGCAGAGGCGGUGGAACCGGCGCAGGAAUAA